Cuscuta europaea is the source of this 1376-nucleotide messenger RNA. Lineage: Eukaryota; Viridiplantae; Streptophyta; Magnoliopsida; Solanales; Convolvulaceae. The record is from the annotation of a GenBank genome assembly.
UAAAGGCUUGAGGAAGCCGAGCAAACAUCUCUAAGUCGGGAUCCAUCGACUUCUAUCAUCCACAAACGGUUGAACGCUCCGCCAAGUCGCCGAUUCUCUUAGCGGUUUCAUCCUCCGUCAGACGCCAACACGCAGCACAUCAGCAGCACCGCAGCACGCCUCUUCAGUCGUCAACUACUCACAUCACUCCCGUCGCUCAGUCGCCUGCUCUCAGCCACUCAACCUUCAGCGGCUCAGUCAAUCGGCGCUUCCCUCAAUUUUCACAUCCAACCAUUCAUAGUCCCGAGACAUGGAUUGGGCUGCUGUGCAUAAAAUCUGGGAUAAGUGGGCAUCUAACAACUUUGGUUGUUCAGAUCAACAUUUGAAGGCUGCUUUGCUUUUAAACUACGAUCCAAACGGACCCUCCCGCCUUCUAUCGGCUAUUGUAGCUCAAGAGGGGAUAAAAGCAGAUCUAACAGAAUUGGGCCAGAUUGUUAACUUUGUUAAGAGCAAUAAGCUACAGACUGAGAGUUUCUAUCUCAGGCAGAACCAAUAUCUUGUCACAUCAAUUCAUGAGACCUGGUUUUGUGCAAGAUGCAUGAACACUUCUAAACCUGCUGGUGAAGGUGUAAUUGUCAUGCAAACUGCAGCAUUCCUCUUGAUUGGACUGUAUGAGGGCUCCAUAGGCCCAUCAUCUCAUGCAAUGGUAGCUCUUGAUCAGCUUGCAUGCCAACUAAGUAGAAGAAAUCUUUAAAUCGGUGUGUUUGGACGUGUGGAAGUGAAAUUCAUAUGAAUAAUCCUUACUUUUAAGGAUUCUACAAUAAUAAUCCCUACUCAGAGUGUUUAUAAAAAUAAUCCGAACUAGCAAUGGUGUCCAUAAUAAUAAAUUAGGGUGGAUUCAAAUUAAUGUCUUUUAAUACUCUUGACACUUACUUUCACUUUUCUCUUCCCCACUCUUUUUCUUGGGGUAAAUUCAAACUAAAACACGUUUAAUCUUAACACCAUUUCCUUCAUAUGUGCUUCUCUUUAUGUUGGAACAUAAAAAUGUUAACCGAGAUGAAGAGUGAUGAAUGGGAAAGUGGAGAUAUUGGAUUGAGAGUAUUAAAUGUGCAUUAGUGUGAAUUUACUCUAAUUUUUUCUUGUGUACACUAUUGCUAGUACGGAUUAUUUUUAUGAACGCUCUCAAUAGGAAUUAUUAUUGUAGAAUCCAUAAAAGUAUGAAUUAUUUUGAAUUUUACAUUUCCUUUCUGUAAUAGUUGUAUGGUACCUACUACUACCGAUCUAUUUGCCACUGUUGAUUCUUUUUCCUUCCAAAAAGUUCAUGCGUAAUUAUUAAAUCAGGUCUGAAAAAAGACCACUUUCACCAAUGCAAUUGAUUUUACUUUUAGUAAGAUGCC